Molecule: messenger RNA, 2266 nt
Organism: Coregonus sp. 'balchen'
Lineage: Eukaryota; Metazoa; Chordata; Actinopteri; Salmoniformes; Salmonidae
Source: the annotation of a GenBank genome assembly
AUGUCUAAAACCUUCAAAACAGAGUAUGACAAUCCCAUCACCCGUGCAAGAGAGAAGGAUGAUACCCCAGGUGAGAAAGCCCUGGGGCUCAAGAUGUCAGAGAACCUCAUGGCCAUCAUAAAUCCAUACCUCCUAAGGAGUACCAAGGCAGAAGUACAGCGAAAAACGCAAAACCGUGUAAAAGCCUGUGAAAGGACUUGGAGUCAGAAAACAAGGAAAACAAAGUCCCAAGUGGGAUCAUCUGGACGUACUUGAGCUCAGUUCAGGAGGACAUCUACAAUCAGUUCUUAUCCCUGGAUAACAUCAAGGAGCUGCUGAUGACCACCAGGACACCGUUGACUGAACUGAAUAUCCUGAAGAAGUUGUGUGACCACCCAAGACUUCUCUCCGCCAGGGCUGUCGCUCAGUUAGGCCUAGAAGAAGGAACAAGCGCAAACCAUCAAGAGGAUGAAAAUGAGUCUGCUGCACACAGAAUUAACAACAUAUCUGAUGAAACGCUAAUAUCCGAAUCUGGAAAGCUGAUGUUUCUCAUUGCACUUUUGGAAAGGCUUAAGGAAGAAGGCCAUCGUACACUUGUUUUCUCACAGUCAAGGAAGAUGUUGGACAUCCUUGAACGGGUUCUGGUAAACAAGCAUUUCAAGAUCAUGAGAAUUGAUGGCACAGUAACUCACCUCACAGAAAGAGAGAGGCGCAUCCAACUGUUCCAGACCAAUAAGCAAUACUCUGUCUUUCUCCUAACCACCCAAGUGGGAGGAGUCGGCAUCACGUUGACAGCAGCAAACAGAGUAGUUAUUUUUGACCCCAGCUGGAAUCCAGCCACUGAUGCCCAGGAUGUUGACAGGGCCUACCACAUUGGACAAACUGAGAACGUUGUCAUCUACUGACUGAUCACUUGUGGUACAGUGGAGGAGAAGAUCUACAGAUGGCAGGUGUUCAAAUAUUCCUUGAUCCGACAGACUACCGGGGACAAAACAAAUCCAUUCCGGUACUUCAGCAAACAAGAUCUGAAAGACACUCGAUCCUCGUCAACACAGCUGCAGCUACAGUCACUGCACUCGAGGCAGACGCACAGAUCCAAAAUUGGAUGAACACAUCACCCAUCUUCACUCCAUGGAGAUAUUUGGAAUCUCUGAUCAUGACCUCAUGUUCUCACAUGAAGUAGAAAACAACAAUGAUGACCCUGAGGAUCAGGAAGCUCAUCAGUACACAGAGAACAGGGUGCAGAAAGCUCAGGAGCUGAUGAAGGCUGAGUCUGACUUGCAUCCGCAGCUUGCUGAGAGCAUUGAGUCAAACACAGAGCCGGCAUGGCUGCGGAAACCCCCUCAACACAAUACAGUGGGGUCAACUGAGAAGAAGCCAAUGGAAAUGCCCAGUCCCUCCUCUCCUAGGCAUAACCACAACUCCACUGCGUUGGUGGAUCUUACCCGGUCUGGGUCUGGUGACGAGGAAGAUAUCCACAAUCUGAGUAACAAAUUAAUUGAUCUAGCUGUAGAUGAAAUCAUUGAGAUUAUGGGACCCACUGUGACAAUUGCGACUGAGGAAAAGUUAAUAAAGAGCAACCAUCAUUCUCCCAUAGACAAGUCUCUUGAAGAGACUCUGUCGGCUCUGUCGUAGCUGGCCGUGACCGGGAGACCCAUGGGGCGGCGCACAAUUGGCCCAGCGUCGUCCAGGGAAGGGGAGGGAAUGCCGGCAGGGAUAUAGCUCAGUUGGUAGAGCAUGGUGUUUGCAACGCCAGGGUUGUGGGUUCGAUUCCCACGGGGGGCCAGUAUGAAAAAAAAUUAAAAUAAUGUAUGCACUCACUAACUGUAAGUCGCUCUGGAUAAGAGCGUCUGCUAAUCUACAGUUGGAGGACAGUGCUAGUGAUAUGUUUUCAGAGAAGGAAUCCGAGUAUGUCGAAAGGAAUUCAGGUUUCCAGCUAGAGAUGGAUGUCAGCUUAAAUGUAGAUGACGAGCCCUCUGUGAAUGGAGCUGUUGAACAGAAUGUAGCAGAUGUCCAUGAUGUCAACUCUCCUGUUUCUAAAGCAGACGACACUGUAGAGAACUCGUUCAUUACUUCUGUCAGGAAAAAGAAAAGAGCAGCAGUAAUUUACGAUAGUGCAGAGGAUGAUGUUGAGGAAGAUGAAAGGCCUCAUUUGAUGAGCACUGAAUUGGAUAAAUCAUUAAAAGGCGUGGGAUCCUCCACACCAAAAUCAGUCAAAUCUGGAUCCAGUUCCUUUAAAGCCAGGAAAAGCAUUGGAGGGAAUACCUCUGUGGCCUCAAGACGUUAG